Molecule: messenger RNA, 632 nt
Organism: Daldinia caldariorum
Lineage: Eukaryota; Fungi; Ascomycota; Sordariomycetes; Xylariales; Hypoxylaceae
Exons: 1
Coding region: 89-406 (105 amino acids)
Source: RefSeq, a predicted model, not a curated record
AAUAUGCAAAAUAAGAGACUCAACAGUGGUGGAAGAGGACUUUAGCCCCGGAUUUAUAUAUCUUUGAGUCCUAGGCCGAGUAGUUUGCAUGUUCAAGUGCCACUUAGUAACCCAACUUAUGCGUGUCAGCACUACUUCAAUAUUACUGAGCAAGCUCCUCGCUACGAUAUAUGCCUUAGCUAUUAGAUUCUCUCUUCUCAAGCUUCGUGACUAUACGUUGAGCAACGUUGCCCCCCCCUUUAAUAUGCAUCAUGAUAUUCUACUUACUGGAUACCAAUGGGGGCUAUGCAGGCCUCUAUUGGCUUCGACCCUUGCAAAGACUGCAUGUUGGUUCGCCCUGCUAAUGAGGACGAGGCUAGUGAUACUACUGUAUCCUUCACUUUUCCUGCUACGCCCCCAAAUUUAGACCCCAAUCCGUAGUAUAGCUUCCGAUAGGGCUACUCAACAAUUUACUCUGCUUAUUAUUUUUGCUCAUCACAUAUAAUCCAAGCCACCUGACACGGAUAUACGAGGUAUUGAUGGGCAAGUUAGGCUAUUGCGCGCCGGAAAUGGUACAAGACUGUCGUCCCAUUAAUGUAAUCUCCACGAGUCCUGCAUGGAGGCUUAGGUAGAUCGCACGAUCAAUUGACAUG